Molecule: messenger RNA, 1536 nt
Organism: Schistocerca cancellata (South American locust)
Lineage: Eukaryota; Metazoa; Arthropoda; Insecta; Orthoptera; Acrididae
Product: transmembrane and coiled-coil domain-containing protein 6
Exons: 6
Coding region: 642-1469 (275 amino acids)
Source: RefSeq, a predicted model, not a curated record
GUGUGUGUUUCAGAAGCAUCUGACACUGUUCAGUGGAUGCUUCUGUUUGAUCAGCUUUUUUGUGUUAUAGUUAAAUCCAUUCCUUAUUCCGGAAUACUGCGCAGUUAUUUCCUCGUUGUAGGUCUACUCCUGAGGCCGUUUUACCAUAUUCACUCUAGCAGUGGAUGGAUACCCAUAAUCCUAGUUAGGUCAUUCAAAACUGGCCUGAGAACGUUAGGCCUAUUGGUUUCAUCUUCACUUUAUUUUUGUUCAAACAGCUCUUCUGGACACCAUCAGCCGCCUUAUUUCUCAAUCAAAAUAGGAGUGGGUUGAUUGUUCAUAUUGCAUGGUUUACUGUACCUGCUGAAGAUAUACCAUAAUUAAUUGCAAAUAUUGAUGCCGAUGAAAGUGUGCAACAAUAGAAGCAAAAAUGUUUCCGUAAAUGUGGAAUCAAGUCCGCAUCUAAUUCAGCUGAUAUUUCACCUGUGGCGUACAGGUUGACGAGAUCCAACUUCACCUCUUCAUGUGCAUUUAGAAGCAAAGCAGCAAAAGGGCUGCUAAAUAAAUCGAGCAAAGACUUUGCCUUAUCAAGAGCGGUGAAAUGACUGAUUAUCCACAGUCAGGAAACCUGACAGAGACUGGGAGAGAAAUGCGCUCACGACAUGAGCUUCCAUACCACAUCCUAUGUCACUGUUGGUCAUAAAACACCAUACAAGUUGGAAGCUAUCAACUGCUGUUGCAAUCUUGCACUUGGAAAUGAAAAAGUUGGAAUGCAACUAACCAAAGCAUUUGCACCUUAUCUUAUUUCACAGUUGGAUUGCUUCAGCCAUGUAUUCCUGGAUAUUUGCCUCUGGACUCUUGGAAACUUGGCAGGAAGUGGUGAGAAGCCUUGGUCAAUAUUAAAAACUCAAGGUCUUUUACCAAAGAUUCUGCAACUCAUUGCCAUGGGAAGUGUCAUUCAGUCAGCAGUUUAUGCUCUUAUGAUGUACACAAGGACAGGGAUCACUUUUCUAGAGGACCAUGAGCUUGAGUCAAUUGCUGUGGAAAGUUGCCCGUUGAUGUCAACAGAACCAACUGUUAACUGGGUCAUUUAUCUUCUGAGCUGCACUGAAAAGUGUGAUAUAAUCAUGCUUAAAAAUUCUGUUGUCUCAAAAGCAUCGAGCCUUUUGCUGGAAUUGGUGAGAAAACUUGCCAGUGAAAAUGAAAGCAAUGAUAUAGUGACUGUAACAGCACUACUUAGAAUUAUAGGAAACUUGUGUGGAGGAAGGGAAGAAUGUGUAGAGGAACUGAUGCAGGGAGUAGAUUCUAAGAAACACAUGCUUGAAUUGUUUAGGACACUUCUAAGUUCUCCAUAUCCUCAUCUAAGAUGUGAAUCAUUGUGGGUUAUUGGAAAUGUUGCCAAACAUUUGUGUGAACCAGAGAUCUUCUUAUCACAACUGGAACCAAGCCUUAGUAACACUCUCAAAGCCAACAUUACACUGAAUAUAUAAUAAUAAAUGUGUAAUAAUAAUUGGUGUCAAUUUAAUAUUUUGUACCUUGAUGAUAAGGAAUAUAUAU